This is a messenger RNA of Acanthochromis polyacanthus (spiny chromis), 1495 nucleotides long. Its product is annotated as 4F2 cell-surface antigen heavy chain. NCBI's taxonomy places the organism in Eukaryota, Metazoa, Chordata, Actinopteri, Pomacentridae. The coding region runs from base 1 to 1440 and encodes 479 amino acids. The transcript has 8 exons. Gene Ontology annotation, biological process: amino acid transport. The record is from RefSeq and is a predicted model, not a curated record.
AUGCCGCUGAACGCAGGAGACACCGGCUACGGCAGCGUGCCAAGCCCCAGGCUGCAGGGCGCCGCGGGCGGCUCUGAGGCGGCCCCGCUGCUCAUCCCGGAGCCGGAGCCAGAGUCCGGCCGGCAGUGGGAGCCCAUGAGCCGGCGGGAGCUGGAAGUGAUCGCCGGUGGCCCUGGGUGGAGGAAAGUGCGGUGUUACCUGGUGCUGCUGUUCUGGUUGACCUGGGUGUCCAUGCUCGCCGUCUCCAUCGCCAUCAUCACGAUCAGCCCCCGGCCGGUGGUGACUCCGCUCCGCUGGUGGCAGAAGUCUCUGUUCUACCAGCUGGAGCCGGAGCUGCUGCUGGAGGCCCGAGGGUCAGAGGGCAUCAGUGCUGUGUGCGAGCAGCUUCCUUUCCUCAGGUCUUUGGGUGUCGGAGCUCUUAUCUUGGAGGGUCUGUUUAAAAGGGAAGCAUCUCCUUUAAACCUCACUGCUGUUGGCAGAAACUUGGAUACAGAGACUCAGAUCCAACAUCUGCUAUUAGACAGCAACAAAGCAGGUGUCAAAGUGGUGUUAGACUUCUGUGAACUGGAUCUGUCGGGACAUCAGGACGCAACAAGAAACUCACACGAGCCGUCAAACUUUUCAGCUUCACAUGCACUCAGGUACUGGUUGGAGAAAGGUGUAGCCGGUUUUGCAAUCUGUGACACCGAUGCAGCAUAUUCAGAAAAGACUCUGCUGGAGUGGAGAGGCAUCUUCAGGGAGUUCAGCACUGAGGAGGAGGAAAGGAUUAUGGUGGUGAAACAGACGGCAGACGUUCUUCGUCCACUGAACAACUCCGGCCAGAUCAACGCCACAAUGGUGGAUGUGGUCAUGAGGUCCAUUCUGCCGUAUUCACAUCACAUCCUGUCCACUCAGGAAGUGGCCGACGCGGUACAGAAACAUCUGCAAACACCAGAGGGAGAUGUGUGGCCCAUUUGGACUGUUGGAGGUAAAGCAUCUCAUGACUUGAAGAAGCUCCUCAUGGUGCUGAUGAUGACUCUGCCAGGAUCGCCUGCGGUCCAUGAACAGAUCAACCAAACACAGGACAAGCGUUCAUCUGCAGCUCUCUUCACCUCCCUGAGCCGCUCCAGAUCCAGAGAAGAAGCUCUCCUGUACGGCAGCUUCACCUUCCUCCCCUUCAACACCUCCUCCACCUCAAACUCCACUUUCUCCUCUCCAUCGUCUCCUCCAGUCCUGGCCUUCCUACGCUCCUGGGGUUGCGUCCAUUUCCUCGUUCUGCUCAACAUCGGCCCUGAGGUUCACCCUCUGGACCCUAACUGGGCCUCGAACCUGCCUGAAGCUGGAGUGUUUGUGACCAGCACAGGGAUGGAUCGCUUGGGCUCUACGUCUCUGUACACACUUCAACUGCAGCCACAUGAAGCCAUCGUGAUCAAACUGUUCAAGGAAGGAAGCUACUCGUAGAGCUUCUGUGGGAUUUGAGUUUUCCUCUCGCAGACAGACAAAUAUCUGGCAUAAU